Rotaria socialis is the source of this 873-nucleotide messenger RNA. The record is from the annotation of a GenBank genome assembly. Lineage: Eukaryota; Metazoa; Rotifera; Eurotatoria; Philodinida; Philodinidae.
AUGGAUUAUCCCUAUCCAAUGGUUCCGACUGAAGCACGAUUGGAAAAAUUUAAAAAUAUUAUUAUCAAAUACAAUAUUAAUUAUGAUUUUGCAUUUCGUCUCCGAGCUCUUGAAGGUUUCGAAAUAGUUCUGAUACUUGAUGAUAGUUCAUCUAUGUGUUCGCCAAUUAUUGAUCGCGAUCAAACCAAUAUUUCACCAUUCAGUCAAUUACCAAAACGUUGGGAUGAACUUAAACAUGUGGUAUCAAUUGUUGUUGAUCUUGCUGCAGCAUUAGAUCCUGACGGAGUUGAUAUUUAUUUCCUAAAUCGUUCACCACUUUUACAUGUCACUGAUUCAUCAGAAUUGCAUGGAACAUUUUCUAGACCACCCGAUGGUCCAACGCCUAUUACCCGCGUUCUCAUUGAAGUGCUUAAUAUAAAACGUGCACGUGUUCAUGAUCGAAAAUUAUUAGUCUUAAUUGCCACAGAUGGUUUACCAACGGAUGAAAAGGGACUAAAUGAUACUGACCGUUUAGAAAAGGUCCUACGUACUGAAAGACAUCCAUCUAUCGAUCGCAUAUUUAUAACAUUCAUUGCUUGUACAGAUGAUCUUCAAUCAGUCGGUUAUUUAAAUAAAUUCGAUAAGAAGAUUCCUAAUGUUGAUGUUCUGGAUGAUUAUCGAAGUGAACGAGCAGAAGUUUUAGCGGUACAAGGUAAACAUUUUCCAUUUUCAUACGGUGAUUAUGUUGUCAAAAUUUUAAUGGGUUCGGUUGAUCAAUGGUUUGAUCAAUUGGAUGAAAAAAAAGUCAAAUUGAAUAGUAAUGCAGAAAAACAACAACAAAGCUUAUCUCGAGGACAGAUGCCAGCAAGGAAGAAAAGUUGUACAAUAUCGUAA